UGCGUUGUAGUGAGGUCAGCAAGAUGCGGUGAUCACGGACCACAGAUGGUGCUAGUUGGCGUAGGGAAAAGCAGUUUGACAGCGGCAACUAGACAGGAUGUUAUGCAGAAUCAUCAACACACCCGGGAAAUGCGAUGCUUAAUUGUUGUGAAUGAAUAGAUGAACAACGUUAAAGUUUGAUUGCCCGAAGGUUUAUUUUUGAGAUUCUGUGCGUAGUUUCUUGCUGCUCUCUUGACCAAGUAGGCACUUGACUUGAUCUGGUUGGAUCCUUAUGCACUCCACCUUUCGGAUAUCCUUGGAGCACGAAGGUUGUGAAUAUAUGAUGAAGUUUAAACCCAACCAGACGAGGAUUUAUGAUGGCGAAGGUUUCAAGAGAAGAGCGGCAUGUUUAUGUUUCAAGAAUGAAAAAGAGGACGAGGUGUUGUUGGUGAGCAGCAGUCGGCACCCAGACCAGUGGAUUGUCCCAGGAGGAGGGAUGGAGCCUGAGGAGGAGCCAUGUGGAGCUGCAGUCAGAGAGGUGUAUGAAGAGGCUGGUGUAAAGGGAAAGCUUGGCAGGCUACUGGGGGUUUUCGAACACAACCAGGACAGGAAACACAGGACGUACGUCUAUGUCCUGACUGUGACAGAGACCUUGGAGGACUGGGAGGAUUCUGUCAACAUAGGUAGGAAACGGAAGUGGUUCAAGAUCGACGAGGCUAUCCAAGUGUUGCAGUGCCACAAGCCUGUCCAUGCGGAGUACCUGCGCCGCCUCACAGUCACCUGUAACCCCACCUGCAGCUCCACCUGUUGUGACCCCACCAAUGGCAACACCUGGGUCUCCCCCCUGACGGACGACAAAGCCCCUCACUACGUCACCUCCACACAGGGGACAGAUAGAGGACCACCCUUGGUCAACAGAUAGGAAAGACAUCGCAAUCAAAGGAACCAGCAUCAUAAGAGGACCUAGCCUAGGUGCCAGUCUGUUUCUGCCAUCUUGCCAACUCCUUGUGGUCAUGUUUGGCUUGACAAUGACCGUAAUGGAGUUGUCAAGAGCUCAAAUUGAUCUGGGACCAAGCUAAGUAGGACCCGAAAGGACUCUAGAGAGGACGUACCCAGAACAUACUUUUUGCAUGGAUUUGUUUCUGUGUUGACUCUUAAUAUGUUCAGUUCUAAAGUUAAAAGGAAUUCAUUAUUUUAUUAGGGGGCUUGAAGAGUGCGAAAAUGUAUCAAAUGGAUAUUCAGUAUUUUUCUUAGUAUAUUGUUUUUAUCAACUGUCACCAGCCAAAUAAAGAUAUAUAUUAUUAAUAAAAACUGGACCUUAAAGCUAAUCUCUUAACUGAAUCCAUUAGUCAUCAGAAUGACAUCAACCUCAGAGUGAGAGGUCAUUUGUUUCAAGUUAUUCUUAUUCUACAUUUUGAUUCCAUAAAGUCAGUCUACUAUGUUAUUUGGUCAAUGCAGCCCUUUGGUAAACUGCUUUCUGCAGGAAGUAGCUCUGGUAGGCCAAUAGAAGGUUGUGUUCGCUCUAGAAAGGCUCAUGUCCUUUAUGCCAAAACCCCAAUUGCUGCUUAGUUUAAGUCUCAUAUCUUUAACUCUUCACUGCCAAAGUACAUUUAAUGGAGAUAUCUCCUGUUGAACAAGUAAAUAACUUAUUUGGGAAAAUGUCUAAACCACUAGUCAGAAAGUGAUAUCUAAUUUUUAUUUGCCCAUUUUGAUUGUUGUCCUACUGCUUAUUGUUGUAUAGUAAUAAGUAGCACCAUUUCCAUGCCCUUACGAGCUGUUUUCUAGUUUACAUAGUGAGUUUGAAAGAGCAGCUUUGGCCUAGAAACUGGAUCAUUUAAGACUGUUUGCUUAUCUUCAACCACACAGUAUUGCACAAGAACAAAAGAUUUGUACAUAUUUAUUUUUAGAAUAUAUGGAAUAUAGCCCAAUAAUUGUUUUAACAAAUAGGUUUUAAGUGGGAACAUAUUCCAAGUUACAUUGAUAUUUUUCUGGGAGGGCUAUAAUAUAACUUAUAGGGAUAUUUUUCUGUGGGCCUGCAUGAUUGACUAGUGAAAGCAUGAAGGCCUGUGACUGACGUGUCUUUCAAACGGAACACAGAACAGAGAGAAUCGAGUCCUAUCAAUUGCCUUAACAGCCAUAGUAAUCUGUGUAAUGUGUGUCAAAUUCAUAAGAUUUGAAUGUGGUCACUGGGAGUGAAAACAGAUCAUUUUAGCACAGAUACUUUUACUAGCCUGGUGAAACCAGCCUGAUUGUGUGAUAGCUCACAUUUUGUUUCACUUGACAAUUGAAAAAAAACUAAAAUGUGAGUACAUUGGUCAGUCUGCUUGACCCGGCUAUUUUUUUGCUGGAGGAGAAACAGAUUGUCAUAGAAAGGUUUGAGAGGGCUUGUGUCAAGGAGACUAUGAUGCUUUUGCAUUGUAUUUAGAAUGUAUGUGAGGAUUUAGCAAGUGUUGCCAAAACGACUCCAUUUUGUUAAAUGGUACAUUUUUUAUAUGUACAUUAUUACUGAGAAAUAUGAUUUGUUUUUCAACGGGACUCUUCCCCCCCUAUAUCAUUAGAAUUUGGAGGAAUUAAACAGGACAGAGCAUAAACAAGAACAUAUAGUGAUCAACUCACCAAAUUCAAAGAAGGACACAGUCAGCUCUGGCUUUGACAUAUAACUGAAAGGAACAAAAACUGAUGCUAUUACAUAAAGUCUAGUAAAGACAUUAAAAUAGCAUGUCUUAGUUAUUUUAUCUUUCCAAUCAAAGUGAUUGAGGGUUACACAACUGCAUGUAUACACAGAUGUGUACCCAUAAUGUGUUCUCUGCUCUUCACUCUCGUUCUUAAAUAAAGAUACUAUAUUUAAAUAUCAAAA
Salmo salar (Atlantic salmon) is the source of this 2836-nucleotide messenger RNA. RefSeq names its product nudix (nucleoside diphosphate linked moiety X)-type motif 4a (gene nudt4a). Gene Ontology annotation, molecular function: diphosphoinositol-polyphosphate diphosphatase activity; bis(5'-adenosyl)-hexaphosphatase activity; endopolyphosphatase activity. The record is from RefSeq and is a predicted model, not a curated record. Gene Ontology annotation, biological process: adenosine 5'-(hexahydrogen pentaphosphate) catabolic process; diadenosine pentaphosphate catabolic process; diadenosine hexaphosphate catabolic process. NCBI's taxonomy places the organism in Eukaryota, Metazoa, Chordata, Actinopteri, Salmoniformes, Salmonidae. Gene Ontology annotation, cellular component: nucleus; cytoplasm.